AUCACGAAUGAAACACAUGUUUUGAUGUGGCUGUCACUUUAAUUUCUGACUGUUUUUUUUAAUAUUACGAAUUUUACAAUGACUGACGCUGUUAAGUUUUUAGACAAGAAUACUGCUAGGUUGAUCACAAGCAACCAGGUCAUCCAGGGACCGUACAAUGUCGUAAAGGAAUUGGUGGAAAACGCUCUUGAUGCUGGUGCCACAGCUAUUGACAUCAGAUUGGAAAACUACGGUCUCGACAAGGUUACAGUCAAGGACAAUGCCAAGGGAAUUAGCCUGUCAGAUGUGUCGGUUAUGUGCAAACCUGGAUAUUCUUCAAAAAUCAAGGAAUUCUCUGAUUUAGAAUCUCUUCGAACUUAUGGAUUUCGAGGCGAAGCACUUGCCAGUAUCUGUUGUAUUUCUGAUGUUUCUAUCACGACAAAAACUGAAGAAGAUCCAGUAGCAACCACAUACAAAUUCAACUCUGAUGGAGAAAUCGUGGACAAGUCUCCCUCUCACCUAAAUCAAGGUACACUGAUUUGUGUCCAGAAUAUUUACCACCACCAACCAGCUCGAAGGCGCAUUUUGCUCAGCGCCAAAGCGACGGCAAACACGCAGGGAUUUUCCAAAACAGGCACGAUUUCUAAAAUCAAAUCCUAUCUUGGAGCCCUGGGUGUUGCCUGGCCAUUUGUGCGCAUUUUCUUUGUGCACGGAGGCUCUUUGGUUUGGAAAAAGCAGAGCGUGCCCAUUGCGGCGGGCGAGCCGAUCAAAACGGCGCUUGGAGAGAUUCUCGGACACAACUUGGUCUCUAAUUACAAAGUCGUCAAAUCUGAGCUUGAUGAGUGGGGAUCCAUUACUGCAGUGCUACCCACGAAGGUUGGAGUGGUGAAUGAAACGUGUCAAAGCACCAAAUCAGCCUUGAUUUUGAUCAUGAACAAAAGGGUUGUGCGCCACAAGAAAAUCGAAGACGUUUUAAUGGAGAAAUUCAGGCUUCGGUUCCCUUCUAUUGGGAAAAAUAGGUACCCUGCGUGUGUGCUGGAUUUGAAAGUGAACCAGGAAGAUUUGGACGUCAAUCUUGAGCCUGACAAAUCAAAAUUCAUGCUGCGCUCUGCCAAAGAGGACCAACUUUUGGAAGCAAUUCAAACCAUGAUGGAUGAAUUCUACGACGAAGAAGGAGUUCCUAAUAAAGUGGACGAAGUAGUUGAGCCUCCAGCCAACAAACGGCUGAAAAUUUCUGAUCAAGAGACUGUAAGCGAUUCUCAAGAAGAGCCUGAUGCCAAGUCUUCCCCAGCUGCGUCUUUUAAACUGGAAUUUUUUGUACCUGAAACGCCUGAAGCCCCUGACAAUGAGACUCCAGUGGAGCCCUCUCCAUUUACACUGUCAGAACCAUCUUCUGAGGAUGAAUUGGAAGACACUUUAAAGGACAACUCACUUCUUUCUACCCCAAAAUUGCCUGAGGAUGUUGAAGAUUUUGUUUUCUCUUUGGAAGAUGAAGCAGCGCUUCUUGAAUUGGAGAAACUUUUGAAUCAAUCGAAUUCACCAGUCACAGAGGAGCUGGAAAAAGCUGAAGCGCCCAUGGAAGUAAAUCAAGCAGACUGGAGUCGCGGCCAUGUUCCUGGCAGUUCAGGGAAUUUCAUUGAGGGUUGUCAACUAUUAGUGCAACCGAAAGUUCAACAGCCAAAAGCCCCCAAAGCAAAAGUUCAAUAUGACAGGCGACUGUCGCUCUCGGCGAGUCCUUGCACUCAAAUGGGACAAAAUAACUUGCGGGCUUUCAACAUGUUCUGCAAGGAAACUAGACCUAAAUUGCUCAAGGACAGACCAAAUAUGGGGCUGUGCGAGGUGGCUCCUCUCUUGGCCAGAUUGUGGAAAGAUCUGCCCGACGAAGAGAAAGAAAAGUUCGGCCAAAUGGCUCAGGAGUACAAGCUGAGCAAAUUGGACAAUUCCUCUGUCUCAAAUGCUUAUAGCCCAGUGCCAGUUGCAAAGAAGCAAAUAAAAAAGAAGGAACCAGAAAAGUCUGCUGAAGCGAGUUUGUGUUUGAGCAUGCUGAAAACUCUUGCUGAUAAGAAGACGCCUGCUGUUAGUGCUGUUGCAGCUCCACAAAUUGAAAUUAUAACCAAAGUUCAGGAGGAGAAUCCCCAAAAAUCACCAAUGAAAAAGAAAAAAUUGACUAGAGUGGUUGAGGUGCCUAUAACUUUAGAUGCCAUCAUGAAAAAGAAAUUCGCGAGGCUUGAGUCAAAUGUGCCAGAUACUCAAAUUCUCGGCAAGUGGAAUGGAAAUUGGCUUGUUCGACAAGGCUCAGAGAUUUCCACUUAUAACCCUUGGCUGAUCAAGGAAAUUUUAGAAACCAUUUUGAACCCACAGGAAAUGAACGCCGUUGAGAACAAGAACGACUUCAAGAGACUUUUGGAAAACUUUACUACGCAUUGCAGUUUGGAGGAAAAAUGCCCUCACGGAAAGCCGUGCAGAGCCACAGUUUACUCAGGCCCGCUUUUGUCGCAAACCAUGAAAACCCAGUCGCAAUAAAAUUUAACUUGUUUCUAGAAUUGAAAGGAAA
Cloeon dipterum is the source of this 2533-nucleotide messenger RNA. RefSeq names its product PMS1 protein homolog 1-like. Gene Ontology annotation, cellular component: MutLalpha complex. The transcript is spliced from 13 exons. Gene Ontology annotation, biological process: mismatch repair. The record is from RefSeq and is a predicted model, not a curated record. Lineage: Eukaryota; Metazoa; Arthropoda; Insecta; Ephemeroptera; Baetidae. The coding region runs from base 79 to 2502 and encodes 807 amino acids. Gene Ontology annotation, molecular function: ATP hydrolysis activity; mismatched DNA binding; ATP binding.